ACACUACUUUACUUUCAUACUCUCUCUCCACUCAAUGGCAGAAGCAACAAAGAGGUAUGCUGUUGUUACUGGAGCAAACAAAGGCAUAGGAUUGGAAACUGUGAGGCAGUUGGCCUCAAAUGGGUUCACUGUAGUCUUAACUUCUAGAGAUGAGAAAAGGGGUCUUGAAGCUGUUGAGAAACUCAAAGAGUCUGGCCGCUCAGGCCAAGUGGUUUUUCAUCAACUUGAUGUGGCUAGCUCUGCUACUGUUGCUUCCUUGGCAGCGUUCAUCAAAACCCAGUUUGGUGAUAACUAUGGAGAAGAAGAAGUGAUAAAAGAGAGAAAGGUAAAGCUCUGUAUAUUCUCAGAAAUAGUAUCUGUUACAUCAUAA
This is a messenger RNA of Prunus avium (sweet cherry), 370 nucleotides long. The record is from RefSeq and is a predicted model, not a curated record. NCBI's taxonomy places the organism in Eukaryota, Viridiplantae, Streptophyta, Magnoliopsida, Rosales, Rosaceae.